AUGGGGCUAGUUCCAUUUGAAGAAGGAGAAAUAAAGCCACAGAAUGAUGGAAAGGCCUGGAACAACAGGGCAAUAGCAGGAGGAAGAAGUCUAGGAUAUCCAAUUCCAGUGGCCAAUUUUUUGGUCCAGUUCUUCUCUGUCUGCGAACAUUUGGGGCAGUGGAAUAGAAGUUUCUGGGGGCUUGUCAACAAUGCAGGAAUAUCAACAUUUGGCGAGACAGGGUGGCUGUCUAUGGAGAAAUAUGAAAAAUUUGCAGAUGUGAAUCUCCUUGGGAGCAUCAGGACAACCCUGGCAUUUCUCCCCCUUCUAAGGAAAUACAAGGGACGUAUUGUUUUCAUGUCCAGCAUUAUUGCCUAUUUUGCUCUGGGAAAUGGUAUUUAUUCUAUGACCAAGGCAGCUAUUGAAAAAUUCUGUGAUGCUCUAAGACUGGAAAUGAAGAAGUUUGGUGUCCAGGUCUGUAUUAUUCAGCCAGGAAAUUAUGCACGCUCUACAAAAAUUCAGCCGCUAGUCAGUGCCGAAGAAAUUUGGAAUGAACUCAGCGAAGAAGAAAAGGCAGUUUACAAUAAGGAGUAUGUUCAAGAGCGGGCGAACUUUUUCAACAGCAUUCUCAGCGAAGGAAGCGCUAAUGGCCAUGAGGUUGUAGAUGCUAUGGUAGAUGCUUUGACGUCUCCUGCACCCAAGGCACGUUACAUGGUAGCGAAGCUGAAGGAAAAAGCACUGGUGUUUGUGUGUGCUUUAUUCCCGACUGUUGUGAUGGAUUCUGUUUUGUCUUAUGCUCUGAGUAAAGUAAAACUUGCAUAG
Molecule: messenger RNA, 801 nt
Organism: Opisthocomus hoazin
Lineage: Eukaryota; Metazoa; Chordata; Aves; Opisthocomiformes; Opisthocomidae
Source: RefSeq, a predicted model, not a curated record